AAAAUGGCGUUGAUGGAGUACUGUUGCUGCCGUCGUUCACGUACCGCCUGAUACGUUACAGUUGGAGCGGCCGUCAAACGGCUAUGCAUUCAUAAUAUUUCCUGUGUGUCACGUUUACGUUUAAGUGUUUGCAGUAUGUGUCGUGCAUGUGUCCGCUUAAAAAACCGUGUCCAGGGGUAGAGAAGUCCUUUCCCUUCUGUUUUCCGUUCGUACCUGUGGAUUAUUCUGUGUCGUUUUCACGUUUUUGUUCCCGAUUUAAUUAUGACGAGGGGAUUUGGAAUUUUAUUUGCCACUUGCACCUUUGUUUUAAUUCAGACGACAAAUGCAGCGGAACUGGUCAUCCACAUACCGGGCAACCUGGGCCAGGACGGGGUAGUCUACCGGCUGGACUACUACCCGCCGUUCGGCUACCCCGCCCCCAACACCACCAUCGCCUCCAAGGACAUACGGGACGUCAUCAAGUUCUCGCAGGCGUUGCCCGGCACCAAGUACGACUUCUGGCUCUACUACUCGAACGCCACCCACAACACCCUCACCUGGACGGCCAACUUUACCACCGUGCCGGACCCGCCGUCGAAUCUCUCAGUGUCGGUGCGUAGCGGCAAAACGGCCGUCAUAUCGUGGAGUCCUCCGUCACAAGGCAGCUUCACCAGCUUCAAGCUCAAAAUCAAUCCGCUCAUCCAUCUGACGGACUCGAAGCCGCAGACUUUGACAAUCGACGCGGGCGAAAGUUCGUCAUACAUCAUGAAGGACCUGAUCCCCGGUGCCACGUACCAAGUCCAGGCGUUUUCUGUGUUUGAGAACAAGGAGAGUGCGGCCUAUACAUCCAGGAACUUCACGACAAAGCCCAACACACCCGGAAAGUUCAUCGUGUGGUUCCGGAACGAAACCACCCUUCUGGUGCUGUGGCAGCCGCCUUACCCCGCCGCCAUUUAUACCCACUAUAAAGUUUCAAUAGAUCCACCCGACGCGAACGACAGCGUACUUUACGUCGAGAAGGAGGGUGAACCUCCCGGUCCGGCUCAGGCGGCUUUCAAAGGUUUGGUUCCGGGCAGGGCGUACAACAUUUCAGUGCAGACCAUGUCGGAGGAUGAGAUUUCGACGCCCACGACUGCGCAGUACAGGACUGUGCCGUUGAAGCCGCUGAAGAUCAGCUUUGAUAAGGAGAAGAUCACGUCCAAUUCUUUUGUGGUUCAUUGGGAGGCGCCAAAUGGAAAAAGUGAGUUUGACAAAUACCAAGUCUCAUUGGGAACAUCCAGAAAAUUAUCAGUAACAAGAUCCAAAGAUGAACCAACCACAUUGGAAUUUCGAGAAGGUUUGGAACCUGGUAAAACCUAUUCUGUAGUCAUAAAAACUUUAUCCGGAAAAGUAACAUCGUGGCCUGUCAAUGCUGAAGUAACUUUAAAACCUUUGCCUGUAUCCAACCUGGAGGCCUCAGAAGACGAUUCUGGUACAAUGUUCUUAUCCUGGCUUCCGAAUCCUGAAAGCACACAAAAUUCAUAUUCGAUAUCCUAUCACGAGGUCGAGAGCGUGACCGGCGACAGCAACACAAUAACCACCAACAAGACGACGAUAGAAUUAGAGGCUUUAUUGCCAGGACGCAACUACACUCUAUCAGUACAGGCGGUUUCGAAAGACGCACACUCAGAUGACAGUUACAUUAAUAUUGUUACAAGACCUAGUGCUCCCAUCAUAGAAGACUUAAAGCCGAUCAUAGAUGGAUUGAAUAUCAGCUGGAAAUCAGACGUGAAUUCCAGACAGGACAGAUACGAAAUACAAUGGAUAAGAAACGACACGAAUGACUUAAGAAGCAAGAUAAUCAGUGAUUCAAAGAUAAUACUCCCAAAAUUGUAUCCUGGCGCAGGAUAUUUGGUCAAGGUGUUUGCGAUUUCUCAUGGAUUAAAGAGUGAACCACACGAAUACUUCCAACCAGUCUUCCCAAGGCCACCGAGGAACAUGUCGUUGUUGAAAAUCACCACAAACUCGGUGAUAGUCCAAUGGUCCGCGCCAUUAGAUUCAUUAAUAUCCGAAUACGCCAUCAGAUACAGAUCAGACUCCGACAACAAUUGGGUAAAACUUCCGCCUGUCCACAUCACCGAGGCGGAAGUAGCAGAUAUGACCGCAGGAGAGAAAUACACCAUCCAAGUGAACACGGUCAGCUACGGAUUGGAGAGCAACGAGCCCCAACAAUUAAAUCACACAGUUCGACCUAAUCCCGUAUCGAAUAUUGCUCCUUUGGUGGAUUCGAAUAACGUAACGUUAGAAUGGCCCAGACCGGAAGGUAGAGUCGAAACUUACGUGGUGGUUUGGUUCGAAACGACUACGCCCAAUAAACUCAACAAAAAGAACGUUACACAGAUCCAAAACGAAACUGGUCCGGUGCGUUUAUUGGUCGGCGAUUUAAUACCCGGCGUCGAAUAUACCUUCAACAUUAAAGCCGUGUCCAACGACUUACAGAGCGACAUCACGAAAUUACGCACAAGAACAAUGCCCUUGAUACAAUCCGAGGUGGUGGUUGUUAACAAUCAACAGACGACUGACUCGAUUAGUUUACGGUACACACCGACGCCUCAAACGUCCUCCAAGUUCGACGUUUAUAGGUUUUCUUUAUCGGAAUCGAACAUCCCUGACCAAGAAAAGGCGGCCAACGAUUCCGACAGGCUUGUAACCUUUACUGGUCUUACGCCGGGCAGAUUGUAUAACAUCACCGUGUGGACCGUUUCGCAGAAUGUGGCCAGUCAGCCUUUGCAACGCCAGGACCGUCUUUACCCCGAGCCAAUAACUGGAAUUAAUUCCACCUACAUUUCGGAUUCGGAGAUCAGUUUAACUUGGGCAUCACCUAAGGGUGAAUUCAACGCUUUCGAAGUCCAAUAUUUGACUUCCGACAACGUUUUGAUACAGAAUCUCACCCUCCAUAAUUCCAUAACCGUUACCGACCUGAAACCCCAUCGUAAUUACACGUUUACUGUUACCGUUAGAAGUGGCACGGAAUCCAGCAUAUUGAGGAGGUCGUUGCCUGUCUCGGACAGCUUCACCACCAAAGAGGGAGUUCCAGGGAAGGUGGAACGUUUCGAACCCGUCGACGUUCAACCUAGUGAUAUUGUGUUUGAAUGGUCGUUGCCUACUGCUGAACAUAACGGUGUCGUUAGGAAGUUUACAAUUACUUACGGUUUGGAGGGCUCCACCCAAACAUCAUCGAGAGACUUUGGCCCGCACGAAUUCAGAGGCGUAAUCCGCCAACUGACACCAGGAAAAGUGUACGUCUUCAAGAUUUACGCAGAAACCAAAAUAGGUUUCGGUCCCGAAACCGUCUGGAAACAGCCGAUGCCGAUUUUAGCCCCACCCAAACCUAGUACACGGGUUGUACCCACCGAGGUCUCCAUCAGUUCCACCACCAUCCAAAUCCGUUUCAGGAAGAACUACUUCAGCGACAUUUACGGCCCGGUUGUUUCUUACGCAAUUAUCGUUGCCGAGGACGAUUCGAAGAACGCGUCCGGUCUGGAGAUGCCCUCGUGGAAGGACGUGCAGGCCUAUCCGAUUUGGCCGCCGUAUCAGGUCACGGAGCCGUACUAUCCGUUCCAGAACAGUUCGGUCGAGGACUUCACGAUUGGUUCAGAGUCGUGCGACAUCAGACAAGUUGGAUACUGUAACGGACCUCUGAAGUCCGGGUCGACCUACAGGGUGAAAAUUAGGGCUUUCACAGCUCCUGACAAAUUCACUGACACCAGUUAUAGUUUUCCGAUACAAACAGAUCAAGAUAAUACGCCAAUCAUUUUGGGAGUGAUAAUCCCAAUAGUGUUGAUAGUUAUCUUGUUUGUUACAAUAAUUUUCAUUAGACGGAGAAGAUCGGCAGGCAGAAAGGCUACAGAAGCGAGGACAAAUGACAACAUGUCACUACCUGACUCAGUUAUAGAACCAAGUAGACCAGUUAGAAUAGAAAACUUCGCAAACCACUACCGGAUUAUGUCCGCCGAUUCUGACUUCAGAUUUAGUGAAGAAUUCGAAGAACUAAAACACGUGGGACGAGACCAACCUUGCACUUUCGCAGAUUUGUCCUGCAACAGACCCAAGAAUAGGUUUACCAACAUCUUACCUUACGACCAUUCCCGUUUCAAGUUGCAACCGGUCGACGAUGAAGAAGGUUCCGAUUACAUAAACGCUAACUACGUACCUGGUUUUAAUUCGCCAAGGGAGUUCUUGGUGACUCAGGGUCCACUACACUCCACCAGAGACGACUUCUGGCGGAUGGUUUGGGAGUCCAACUCACGGGCCAUCAUAAUGCUGACCCGCUGUGUGGAGAAGGGUAGGGAAAAAUGCGACCAUUACUGGCCGUACGACACUAUGCCCGUCUAUUACGGCGACAUCUCUGUCCAGAUACUAAACGAAACCCGCUACCCCGACUGGAACGUCAGCGAGUUUAUGGUUUGUAGGGGAGAACAGCAGAGAGUGAUAAGGCACUUCCAUUUCACGACGUGGCCCGAUUUUGGUGUGCCCAAUCCCCCACAUACGUUGGUGAGGUUCGUACGGGCUUUCAGGGAACGAGUCGGUGCCGAUCAGAGGCCCAUAGUUGUACAUUGCAGUGCCGGGGUUGGUAGAUCUGGCACGUUCAUCUGCCUGGACCGCAUCCUGCAGCAGAUCCUCGUCUCGGACUACGUGGACAUCUUCGGCAUCGUAUACGCGAUGCGCAAGGAGCGCGUGUGGAUGGUGCAGACGGAGCAGCAGUACAUCUGCAUACAUCAGUGUCUGUUGGCGGUGCUGGAGGGUACCGAGUUGCCCGGUUCGCCGCGGGAGAUACACGAGAACCAGGGCUUCGAAGAAAUGGUUGCGCAGUUGUUUAGUCGAUGUAAAUCCCUGCUGUUCUGUGGUUCAGGAAAACGCGGUGUUGGGAAGGCUGGCCUAGUGCCUACUCUGGAUAUAGGGGAGAAGAAAAGAUGAUGAAGGUAUAGCUGAAUCAGGAAUGUAGCAAAGGAAGAAUCGUUUACUUUAGUUAUAUAGUUUAGUUAAACAAUAUAACAGUUAUUGUAUUUUUAUAGAUAUAUAGAGCACAAACUGCAAACUGCAAACUGGGUCUGCAAAGAUCUAGAUCGAAAAAGACAUUUAUACUUUCUUCAAUCAAUUGACAAAAUUUAUUUCGUGUUGAAUUAAGUAUAUUAUCUUUUUUAAAUUAUGUGUAGAUUGUUACCAAUUUCUGGCUAACCCCUUUUAUACAACUGUGACCAAUUCAUGAACAAUGUUAAAUUAGUUAUGCAUAUAUUUUGGUGCGCAAAUUUCCAAAAAACUAAAAAUGUAUGCAAACUCUUUUAAGAGACAUAUUUUUGUAUAUAAUAAAACCAUUCUAUGUAGAUACUAGUUAUAUAAUUUUUAUAUAUAGCAUAUACUCUCGAUUAUGAUAUUAUUUUGUAUUUUGUACAGUAUUUUAUGUUUUACUGUCAAUUAGAAACAGUAUUUAAAGAAAAUUGUUUAGUACACAUUUGUAUUUAAUUUGUAUUUUAAAAAUUGCACUAAAAAUUUACCAACUAUUUAAUUAUAGUUGAUAUUAGAUUAUUAUUCUGUGAUAAAGAUUUUGGUUAUAGAAUAAUGUUAGAUUUUUAAAUUGUUAAUUAUUUCGCUUAAUUUUUUACGAACUAACGAAACAGUGCUUUGUACUUAAUUUUAUCUUACGAAAAUAAAAUUAUAUAUAUUUUA
This is a messenger RNA of Aethina tumida (small hive beetle), 5685 nucleotides long. It is a transcript of the gene Ptp10D, whose product is annotated as tyrosine-protein phosphatase 10D. Lineage: Eukaryota; Metazoa; Arthropoda; Insecta; Coleoptera; Nitidulidae. Gene Ontology annotation, biological process: protein dephosphorylation. Gene Ontology annotation, molecular function: protein binding; protein tyrosine phosphatase activity. The transcript has 18 exons. The record is from RefSeq and is a predicted model, not a curated record. Bases 262 to 4935 code for a protein of 1557 amino acids.